CGUGUAGCUGUCCCAGCCAAAGGGGUGAAGUCUGGCCACACCCAGGGGAUUUUAAACUUCCCAGAAGACCCAGCCAGUUCAGCGUGACCGGUCCUGGUCACCCUGUCACUGCCAUUGUGGGUGAGGCCGUUGUGUUACCCUGUCACCUGUCCCCUAGGAUGAGCGCUGAGAACAUGGAGGUGAGAUGGUUCCGAUCUGAAUUCUUUUCAUUUGUGCACCUGUAUCAGCAUGGAAAGGAUCAAUACGGGAAGCAGAUGCCAGAAUAUCGUGGAAGGACAGAGCUUUUGAAAGCUGGCAUCACGGAUGGGAAUGUUUCCUUGCAAAUUCUUAAUAUCAGACGCUCAGAUGAAGGACAAUACAACUGCUUUGUUCAAGAUGGUCCUUUUUAUGAAGAAGCCCCAUUGGAACUGAAGAUAGCAGCUUUGGGCUCCAAUCCUCUCAUCUCUGUGGAGAGUCACCAAGAUGGAGGGAUCCGGGUGGUUUGUCAAUCGGCUGGGUGGUACCCAGAGCCCAAGGUGCUAUGGAGAGAUCCCAGUGGGCAAGAAUUACCAUCACUCUCCGAAGCAAAAUCCCUAAGGGGUAGUGGCCUAUUUGAAACAGAAAAUUCUAUUAUUAUAAAAGAACGUUCAAACCAGAACCUGUCCUGUUGGGUCAGGAACACCGUUCUCAAUCAAGAAAAGGAAUCAACAGUUUAUAUAGCAGAUUUCUUUUUCCCGAGGGUGAAUCCAUGGAUGGUGGCUCUGAGUGUGAUUCUCCUAGUUUUGUUUGUUUGUUUGAUUGGCCUCACUGUUUAUCUAUUUAACAUGAAAGGGAAACAUCUUGGAGAAAUCAGGAAACGCGAUACAGAAAUCAGGAAACAUCUUGGACAAAUCAGUAAGUUCCAUUUUUCUCCACACAGAACUUUUUCCAUUAAGUUGUUUGCUGUUUUAUUAUUUAUGAUGAUUAUUGUUAAAGAGAGAUGCCUGGGAAGUUCUGCGCCACCUGUACAAGAAGUGAAUGUGACUCUGGAUCCAGACACGGCUCAUCCCUGGCUCGUCCUGUCUGAGGAUCGGAAACGUGUGAGAUGGGGAGACACACAGCAGGAUCUGCCCGACAACCCUGAGAGAUUUGACUAUUGGCCCUGUGUGCUGGGCUAUGAGGGAUUCAGCUCGGGGAGACAUUGCUGGGAGGUGGAGGUGGGGGAUGGGGGAGGCUGGGCUGUGGGGGUGGCCAGAGAGUCUGUGGGGAGGAAGGGAGAGAUCAGCCAUAGCCCUGAGGGGGGGAUCUGGGCUGUGGAGCGGCUGGAUCAGUUCCAGGCUCUCACCUCCCCUGCGACCCCCCUGCCCCUGAGCCGGUUCCCCAGCAGGAUCUGGGUUUGUCUGGACUGUGACCGGGGGCAGGUGACAUUUAUCGAUGCUGGUGACGAGGCCCCGAUCUUCACUUUCCCGCCGGGCUCCGUCCCUGGGGGGAGAAUCCGACCCUGGUUCUGGGUGUGGGCGGGAUCCCGGCUCAGCCUGUGUCCCUGAGACACACAGCAGAGGGGGGAACUGGAAAUCAGCCUCUCUAGCCUCAUGGAUCCCAGUCUUUAUGACCUUGGAGGACUCCCAUCUACCCAGCCCCUUUCUCCUCAUCUCUAUGGCCCCUGGAAGCACCUCCCCCUCCCUCUCUGCAGCCUCAGGGAUGGGGGGAGGAGGGGGAAGAACCCCUGGGGC
Messenger RNA from Chelonoidis abingdonii (Abingdon island giant tortoise), 1691 nucleotides. Lineage: Eukaryota; Metazoa; Chordata; Testudines; Testudinidae. The record is from RefSeq and is a predicted model, not a curated record.